This is a messenger RNA of Syzygium oleosum, 1772 nucleotides long. RefSeq names its product D-amino-acid transaminase, chloroplastic-like. Lineage: Eukaryota; Viridiplantae; Streptophyta; Magnoliopsida; Myrtales; Myrtaceae. The transcript is spliced from 5 exons. Gene Ontology annotation, biological process: folic acid biosynthetic process. The coding region runs from base 495 to 1541 and encodes 348 amino acids. The record is from RefSeq and is a predicted model, not a curated record. Gene Ontology annotation, molecular function: pyridoxal phosphate binding; 4-amino-4-deoxychorismate lyase activity.
UGGGGUUUCCCUUCUCUGCCAUCCAUCCCUCUUCAUCACUCCCCUUAAGGCAACUGUUGUUCAUGCGGUGGCGCGAUUCAGACAUUUCAGAAGAAGUCUCUGAAACGUGCUUCAAUCGGCGAAGAACCUUUUUGAUGGGAAGGAUUUUCAUCUCGAGACGUUAGUGUUAGUGCGAUCAUGAUCUUGAUGAACACUCUCUCCCUCUUACGUAAUGCCUCCCCACUAAACACUCGCUAAAACACAGCAUAUAAAACAAGAUCGAGUCACCUAAUCCUGUCUUCUUGCGUUCGAUUGGAGCAUUUUCGGUAUUCUCUCCAAUUGCGCAAAGACACAGGUGGAGCAGCUGACUUUUUGGACUGUACCCAUUUGGAAAAACGCACAGCAAAGUGCGUAUAAUUGGGCUUUCAACACCCCCAUUCUCUCCAUCGCCUUUCGGUGUUUCCCUUUCCUGUCUAUCCCGUCUGACACCCUCGCUCUCAGUCCCGUUUGACGCCAUGGAUUCUUGCGACUCUUCCACUGACAAGAGAUCAGAUGCUUCAGAGAUUGGCAAUGCUUGUGAUUCCAAAGUUCAUGUGUUCUCGUCAUCAUCCGAGCUGCUUGACAAGCUGCAUGAGAAGUGGAGUUUGGCGAAAAAGCAGCCGUACCCUGCGAUGUAUUCAAGCGUUUUUGGUGGAAUAAUACUCGAUCCAGCUAUGAUGGUCAUACCAAUUGAUGAUCACAUGGUUCACAGAGGUCAUGGCGUGUUUGAUACAGCAAUCAUUUUGGAUGGAUACCUCUAUGAACUGGAUGUCCAUUUGGAUCGCUUCCUUAGAUCAGCAUCAAAGGCAAAAAUCUCUUCUCCUUUCCCUCAGUCCACCCUCCGAAGAAUUCUCAUUCAAUUGACUGUGGCGUCACAAAGCAAGAAAGGAACUCUGAGAUACUGGUUAAGUGCUGGCCCUGGGGAUUUUCUGCUCUCACCUGCCGGUUGCCCAACCUCUGCUUUCUAUGCUGUGGUCAUCGACGAGGACUUCUCUCAAUGCAAAGAGGGAGUGAAAGUCAUAACUUCCACGAUUCCAAUGAAGUCAGCUCUAUUCGCUACCAUGAAGAGUGUGAACUACCUACCAAACGUGCUUUCCAAAUUGGAAGCUGAAGAGCAGGGAGCAUUCGCUUCUAUUUGGGUCGAUGACGAAGGUUAUAUUGCUGAAGGACCGAACGUGAAUGUGGCUUUUGUAACGCACGAGAAAGAGCUGAUCUUGCCCGUGUUUGACAAGAUCCUCAGCGGGUGCACCGCCAAAAGGCUUCUUCAGCUGGCUCCGAAACUGGUCGAGCAGGGACUGCUCAAGAGUGUGAAAACUGCCAAUCUAACUGCAGAGGAAGCCAAAGGCGCAGCCGAGAUGAUGUAUGUGGGAAGCACCCUUCCUCUGUUGCCGAUAAUCAUGUGGGAUGACGAACCUAUUGGAGAUGGGAAGGUGGGAGAAUUAACAAUGGCACUUUCUGAUCUGGUUUGGGAAGACAUGGUGGCCGGUCCGGAAACACAAAGGUUGCGCGUUCCGUACGCGUAGAGAACCUCCAUUUUAUCCGAUCUUGGAGGCGAACUCGAGAUUGUUAAAUCCUUUGAUUAGCCUUCUUGCUGCAAUUUAAGGAGAGCUUUCUGUAUCAUAUUCUCCUUGUUCUUGUGUUAAAUGGCAAAUAAAAGAUUGGAUAGCUCUGCCUCUGAAAGUUCGCCUAGAGAGGAAAAAAAAGAGAGUUUUUGCAGUUGAAACUAAAAUUACUAAAUAAUUUUUCCUUCUUUC